Messenger RNA from Iphiclides podalirius (scarce swallowtail), 321 nucleotides. The record is from the annotation of a GenBank genome assembly. NCBI's taxonomy places the organism in Eukaryota, Metazoa, Arthropoda, Insecta, Lepidoptera, Papilionidae.
AUGGUCAAUUUCGAAUUUGGAACGGUGCAGUCGGGGGCCGCUGCACUAUUCGGGUGCUCGGGUCAGAACGGCUGCGCGCGCGCGGAGGCAGGCGGGGAGGCGACAGCGCAAGCGUCGUGCGUUUGCCGCUCUCUCGUGCAAGCGACUGGCGCGGUGCCUUCACCUUCGCGGCGCGGCCUGCCCGUUUCGCAACGCAACCUCAGCGGUCUCCUUGCAGAAUGUCUAGUUGCAUGGCAACUGACGGAGAAAAAACGUUUACCGCAAUCUUUAAAAAUCUACUUAGGCGAUGCGAACAAAAAUCCCUCAAUAAUACUCUCGUUC